AUGACAACACCACGCGAACACCGUCCCAACGACACUGUUGAGUUAUUACCCUUGAAGUCGGCGCUAGUCAACAACAAUUAUAAAGAUGAAGACGCGUAUUAUCCGCCAGCUCUCAACAACAAUCCUUCGAGCUCCAACCUCUAUGAUUAUACGUUAUUGUCGAAGAGGACGCCGGCCUCUAAAAGAUUACUAUCGCGCACCCAACAGCCAACGCCGACGCCGAUGUUGACGUUAUGCGGCGCGCCGCCCCCCUCAAGGAAACGAGAGGAGUUGACCGCGCUCGCCAACCUCAGGAAGAAGGUGUCGCCUGCAUUGCUGCAGCCAGAAAGGAACGCCUACAAAAAUGACAACGAACAGAACAAGGCCACUAUCGAAGAGCCUUUAGACAACAGGCCUAAACUUUUACAAAAGGUUCUGCAGUCUAGGCCAGUGAGCAUGGUGGUGCAAUGGAGCGAGGUCCGCACAGCUUGGCAAGACAGCGACUUUAUCACGGAGUGUUUGUGCUGGCACAACGUUUAUCGCCAACGUCACGGCUCCCCGCAGCUCUAUAUGGCACCUGAGCUAUGCGACUACGCCCAAGCAUGGGCAAACCAUCUAGCCCAUACAAACAAGUUCCACUACAGGAACGACCGCGAUGUUGGUCAGAACCUGUAUCAACGGCCUGUCAGCGCUUUGCAGCCUGACGUCACAGGUCAAGAAGUGUCUUCCUAUUGGUAUGCAGCAGUACGCCAGUAUAGUUAUUUUAAAGAGCCCGAUGUUUUACACGCCAACGUUAACGCAGGUCACUUCACCCAAAUGGUAUGGGUAGCGACAACAUUCUUCGGCGUCGGAAAAGCUCGCUCCAGGGACGGCAAAGUCAUCGUCGUGGCGAAUUAUUCCCCUCCAGGCAACAUGUCCGGCCAGUUCGAAGCCAACGUCCUCCCCCCACUCCCUGAGAACUUCCCCGACAUCCCCACUCCCCCGCAACACUGACGACGGCUAUCCAUACGUGGCAGAAGGCUCAAGAUCGAUGCCACGUUUUUACAUUAAUGGUCGACAUGUUAGCUGGUUACCAUGGUUACCAGGCUGUAGUAGUCAACAGUGUUUGGAAGUAAUUUGGGGGGAAACGCAAAAAUUCAAUUAAUGUUGUGAUGAUUUUGAGAGAAUUGAGCUAGUGUGGCCUAUUGAAAAUGUAAGAUUUUGUAAAAUGUCGGUUAUUCUUCCAAAAAAUAAAAAAAUCUAACAAGAUUUUACGGAGGAAACUCUAAAGAAAGCAGUAUUUAGGUACGGAGUCUUAAGUCAAUAUGCAAAGCAAGGAGGUUACAUAGCGCAUAAAAUUCAUUCACCAUCGACACAGCAACAAGAACGCACCAAAUAGGUAUAAUAUUCCGUCUUGAAUUACGCCGCCGUCCGCUUAGAUGAGCUAAUUAUGUUCCGGUUCAAAAUAGUGCCCAAAAAGAUUCUUAUCAGUCCUCAAUACAUGGGCGUUAUAUAAUAAAAUGAAUUUCACCCUUCCCCUAUUCAUCAUAUUUUCUGUGAUAACAAAGCGGUCGCUACUCACGCAACUACAUAAAGCUCAAAGUAAUUUCAAAGAUAUUGGAAAAGAUUUAAAAUCUAUUUCGUGACCUCAGAUCAAAGAAAUAGGCCUAUGUUUCUUUGAUCUGAGUUCGUGACCAUUCUUAUAAUUUGGCAACACUGCCAUAGGGUUUAGUUAGGUAUAAUAACAAAACAACACAUUAUUGGAAGGAACCAUUAUUAUUGCUUGAUUGCGGCCACUUUAAAUUGAAAAUUGACAUCAAUUAACAAUAUCGCUUCUGUAAAUUCAAGUACCUAACUUAGAUUAACAUAAUCAUCAACCAUUAUAUUGAUGCUAAACACAGUCUAAUAUUGUAUUUGCAAAUUAAAUGAUGAACCUAGACCGGGAAAGAAAAAAUGACUCAGGAAUGUUCUUGAUAGAUGCUGUAGGUACUUAAUCUAAAUAGAACCUUGUUAUUGA
Helicoverpa zea (corn earworm) is the source of this 1975-nucleotide messenger RNA. RefSeq names its product probable pathogenesis-related protein CaO19.6200. The transcript is spliced from 7 exons. Bases 1 to 972 code for a protein of 323 amino acids. Gene Ontology annotation, cellular component: extracellular region. NCBI's taxonomy places the organism in Eukaryota, Metazoa, Arthropoda, Insecta, Lepidoptera, Noctuidae. The record is from RefSeq and is a predicted model, not a curated record.